AUGAAGAUAAAAAUAACUCCAAAAAUUGCUAUCACGUUUAUAAAAGUGAUAGUUGCUUUGUCCUUUUCGUGGCCACUUUCAAAGAAUGCUAGUAAAUUACAAAUAAUAUGCUUCAAAAUUUCACGUUCUUUGCUUUGUAUGAAUGCAGUGGUAUUAAGUGUGCCUGUAGCGUACACUAUUUAUCGUAAUGACUUUGAUCUACCGAGGAUAAUGAAACUAUGGUGUUUAUUGGGUGCGUUUAUACAAAUCCCUCUGGAGAUAACACAAUGCGCACUGCAAUAUGACAGAUUGCAAUAUUUGGUUUCGGAAAUGGAGCAUACUUUCGAAAGCGCGGAAUCAUUUGAGAAAGAGAUUUAUCAACGGUACAUUGAUAAAUGUGCAACAUUUUACGCAAGCUCCACGGCGGCAGUUUUUCUCUGUGCAGUUAUAGCAAUGAUGAUGCCACUGAUAGAAACCGAUCAGAUUUUUCCGACAGAUGCAAAGUAUCCUUUCAAUGUGGAACAUGAACCGGUGAAGAGUAUUAUCUUUAUACAUCAGUGUAUCGCUGUUUGGCAAUGCUUCUCCAUUGUUGGCCUCGGUGUCUUUAUCGCUCUUCUUAUAUGGUUUGCCGCGGCACGUUUCGAAAUAUUAUCACAUCAAUUUCGUAUGGUCACCGACAUUUAUGGCAUCACUGUAUGUAUACGGCAACAUAUAAAAUUACUGAGAUACGCUCAAGAAGUAAUAACUGCAUUUCGUUCAGUAAUAUUAUCAAUAAUUAUUAUUUGUACAUGGGCAAUUAUAGCUAGCGGUCUAACAAUUGUAAGCCAAAGUACGUUAAAAGACAAAAUACAAUUUCUGACUUUAUGUAUAUCCGCACUCAUGGAAGUUUAUGUAUGUGCUUGGCCAGCCGAUUACUUAAUAGAUGCGAGUACCAGUAUUGCGCAAGCAGUUUACGAAUCGUUGUGGUAUAAUCAAGACAAGAUUUUUCGAAAAAAUUUAAAUUUUAUCUUGUUAAGGAGUCAAAUACCAACAACCAUCUCUGUUUCUAUCCUUCCAGCUUUAUCAUUACAAUAUUACGCUUCGGUA
Molecule: messenger RNA, 1065 nt
Organism: Cyphomyrmex costatus
Lineage: Eukaryota; Metazoa; Arthropoda; Insecta; Hymenoptera; Formicidae
Product: odorant receptor 49b-like
Exons: 5
Biological process (GO): detection of chemical stimulus involved in sensory perception of smell; sensory perception of smell
Cellular component (GO): plasma membrane
Molecular function (GO): olfactory receptor activity; odorant binding
Source: RefSeq, a predicted model, not a curated record